Cricetulus griseus (Chinese hamster) is the source of this 3582-nucleotide messenger RNA. Lineage: Eukaryota; Metazoa; Chordata; Mammalia; Rodentia; Cricetidae. The record is from RefSeq and is a predicted model, not a curated record.
GAUGCGGAGCUGUGUGCAUCGCUGCCUACUCCGAGCUGCCUGGGCACUGCAGUAGCGGAGCCGGAGCAUCCUCUAGCCAGGAGUCUGGGGAGACCCAAGACCUCCACACCGGCUUCCCAGCAGGUUCGCUUGCUUUUAAUUUCCAAGGCUGCAGCUCUCCUGACUCAGCCCACAUCAUCUCCUCUCCAGCUCGGCUGCGGAUGAAGCAGGGGCUGUGCUGGGUCCAGCAGCUGGGACAGCCCAGGCCAUGGUGCGUCUGAGCCCGGUGCUACGGUGAGGUGGCAGUGGCGGCGGCUGAGACAGUUGUAGCUUGACCCAAGCGGGUGCCUCUCCCGGGAACCUUCUCCCGCUGCCACGAUGUUCAGCUGGCUGGGUAACGAUGAUCGCCGCAGGAAGGACCCCGAGGUCUUCCAGACGGUGAGUGAGGGGCUCAAGAAACUCUACAAGACCAAGCUGCUGCCCCUGGAAGAGUAUUACCGCUUCCACGAGUUCCACUCACCCGCCCUGGAGGAUGCUGAUUUCGACAACAAGCCCAUGGUCCUGUUGGUGGGCCAGUACUCCACUGGGAAGACCACCUUCAUCAGGUACCUGCUGGAACAGGAUUUCCCAGGCAUGAGGAUUGGGCCUGAGCCGACCACUGAUUCCUUCAUAGCAGUAAUGCAAGGAGAUGUGGAGGGGAUCAUUCCUGGGAAUGCCCUGGUGGUAGAUCCAAAAAAACCCUUCAGAAAGCUCAAUGCCUUUGGCAAUGCCUUCUUGAACAGGUUUGUAUGUGCCCAGCUGCCCAAUGCUGUGUUGGAAAGUAUCAGUGUCAUCGACACACCAGGAAUCCUCUCCGGUGAGAAACAGAGGAUCAGCCGAGGGUAUGAUUUUGCUGCUGUCCUGGAGUGGUUCGCUGAGCGGGUGGAUCGAAUCAUCCUGCUCUUUGAUGCCCACAAGCUGGACAUCUCUGACGAGUUCUCAGAAGUUAUCAAGGCUCUCAAGAACCACGAGGACAAGAUGCGAGUGGUUUUGAACAAGGCCGACCAGAUUGAGACCCAGCAGUUGAUGCGGGUGUAUGGGGCCCUCAUGUGGUCCCUGGGGAAGAUUGUGAACACACCGGAGGUGAUCCGGGUCUACAUUGGCUCCUUCUGGUCCCACCCUCUCCUCAUUCCUGACAACCGGAAGCUCUUCGAAGCUGAAGAGCAGGACUUGUUCAGAGACAUCCAGAGCCUACCCCGGAAUGCUGCCCUUCGAAAACUCAAUGACCUUAUCAAGAGAGCUCGUCUGGCCAAGGUCCAUGCCUACAUCAUCAGCUCCUUGAAGAAGGAGAUGCCCUCGGUGUUUGGGAAGGACACCAAAAAGAAGGAGCUCGUGAACAACCUGGCUGAGAUUUAUGGCCGAAUUGAGAGAGAGCACCAGAUCUCCCCCGGGGACUUCCCCAACCUGAAGAGGAUGCAGGACCAGCUGCAGGCCCAGGACUUCAGCAAAUUCCAGCCACUGAAGAACAAGCUUCUGGAGGUGGUAGAUGACAUGCUGGCACAUGACAUUGCCCAGCUCAUGGUGCUGGUACGCCAGGAAGAGACCCAGCGACCUGUGCAGAUGGUGAAAGGCGGAGCAUUUGAGGGAACCCUGCAAGGCCCCUUUGGGCAUGGCUAUGGAGAGGGAGCCGGGGAGGGUAUUGAUGAUGCUGAGUGGGUGGUGGCCCGAGACAAGCCCAUGUAUGAUGAGAUCUUCUUUACUCUGUCCCCGGUUGAUGGCAAGAUCACAGGUGCCAAUGCCAAAAAGGAGAUGGUACGCUCCAAGCUGCCCAACAGUGUGCUGGGCAAGAUCUGGAAGCUAGCUGACAUUGAUAAGGAUGGCAUGUUGGAUGAUGAGGAGUUUGCCCUGGCCAACCACCUUAUCAAAGUCAAGCUAGAGGGGCAUGAACUGCCCAAUGAGCUACCUGCCCAUCUUAUCCCUCCAUCUAAGAGGAAAAUAUCUGAGUGACAAAGCCAGGUAACUUCAGACAGGCAGUGUUAGAAGAGAGAAUGGACAUGAUGAUCAUAGACACACACACACACACACACACACACACACGACUUGACAGUCACACUGUAAAUGAGAAGGGUUCUUCCUUGUUUGAACACCUCUCCAAGUUCCCAGGGUUGGAAGAAGGGCCGCUGUACCUCCCCUAUCCCAGGAUAUAAGCCUGUGUUUCCAAACUUGCCCUCUAGCUCCAGUCCCCAGAUACAUGAGGCAGUUGACUGGCCCACAAAUGGUCUGACCCUCCCUAUCCCCCAGUGCCUCCACACCGAGACUCUGAGCAGAUGGGAAAGACUUUUCAUGGAAUAGACAAUUCGCUUUCUUUUCUGUGCUUUUAUUUUCCCUCUUUGGCUUCCUAAUUAGACAUUUACUCAGGAUCUGGAAGCUGGGAGGCAAAUGAGAAGCUGGGGGAGGAUAACCAAAUGGAGAACCCUCCUUAGGGCACUACAUCCCAGACUUGGAGAGACACUGGCCCAUGUUCUUUUAUCUUUCUAAACUGAAGACAUCCUGUCUUCCUCAGCAAACUGCCUGCCAUUUUGUGUCAAAGACUCCCAGAUGGGAAUAAAAAAGGGAAAACUUGGUAGGAAAGCACAAGGAAGAUGCCCUGAGGUCUUCUUGAACAGGGUGUUUGUAGUUGUGGGUUUAUGGGCCCAGGCUGUCUGGAUACUCAGUAUCUUUACAAAUACCAAGGCCCUCCUGUGUGGCAGCAGCAGUAUUAGGCACUUUAUCCAUGUUGGUCCCUGAGGCCUUCACUAAUGCCCUAGACAAGUACACAUCACCCCCUUCCCCACCCCACCCCUGUUCUGCACUUUUCAGGUGAGGAACCAGAGACUCAGAGUGGUUUAGGGGACCUUCCCAAAUUCCCAAGGUCACAAGGAGAGAAGAUUCCAAUCUUCCAUUUGUCUCUGUCCUCUAAUGGAUAUAAGGUCCCACCAUUACUACCUGGUGACAGAGCACAGCACCAUCUGAGCACACAGCUCCUCACACAGCCUCCCAGAGCAUCCAGGCAAGGGAAGAGAGCUCACCAGCAUUUGGUGGGCCAUCAAUCUGGCCAUCUGUCACCUCCUAGAAGCAAAUUGUGCCUUCUGGCUCUGUGCCUCGUGUUCCCGACAUCACAGAAGUCCAACCAAGCCAUCAGGAGAGUGGGCUGGCCUGCCAGAUGCUGUGUGUGCCUGUUCCCGCUGAGCCUCCCGUCCAUUCACCUUGAGCAUCCCAACUCAAAUUCAGCCACUGGAUGUCACCAAGCAGGACUAUGUGCUAGUUCUCAAAAGGCCAUCUUGAGAGGACUGGGACCUUGUUCUCUGUAGAGUUUCAGGGACUCUGGUGUCCUUGGCAAAAAUCCCCACUGUACUCAGUACCCUCCAUCCCCCACUGUAACCUUUCCCUUGGCUUGCUACCUGGCCACUGAUCCAGUGACUGUCUGCUAUACUCCUACUGUGAUGGAAAACAAAGCAACUGUAACUUAUUUUGUAUCUAUGUUCAGACUAUAUAGAGACUGUUCUGUGUGUCUACAAUGUGCUUAUAACUACAGUCUGUUUGUCAUUAGGAUUCAUGCUAAUACAACACGUUUAUCCUUUGGUA